Molecule: messenger RNA, 1762 nt
Organism: Tuber melanosporum (Perigord truffle)
Lineage: Eukaryota; Fungi; Ascomycota; Pezizomycetes; Pezizales; Tuberaceae
Exons: 2
Coding region: 82-1470 (462 amino acids)
Source: RefSeq, a predicted model, not a curated record
UUUUUUUUACUACUAUCAUUGUCUUUUUUUCUCCGGUUCAGUCUCUGAAAGAGAGCGGGCUUAUAUUAUACUUUUUCAACAAUGUUUGGGAAACGCACGGGCUUUAUUGCUGCGGUGGCAGCAGUGCUGUUUUCCGGAUCGGUGCUCGCGCAGAUUCCCGACGCCUUUUCCGCGGGAUUCGAUCCCAAGUCUAUUCAGUUGGAGGUGACGUUUGGGUCGAAGGAAUUGAAGGAUGGGGAUGUUCUUACUCCUGCUGAUGCUGCUGCGCUACCAAAGUUCGCAUUGGGAGGAUCCUCCGGUAUCAGUCCAAAGACAAAGUACUGCAUUCUGAUGAUAGAUCCCGAUUCUCCGAACCGUGAUGAUGCGGUUGCGCCCCAGGUCCUGCACUACUUGAAGACCGACUUCACGGUGUUCGAGCUCACGAACCUUGCAUCCCAGUCCAAUCCGACGCUCAAGUAUGUCGGUCCCGACGCUUCCACCGGUUCAGGUCCACACAGAUAUAUCUUCCUGUUGUAUGUUCAGCCGGAUGGAUUCUCCGUCCAGGGUGUUCCGGGCGAGUCUAAUAGGGGAGGAUUUAAUGUGUCGAGUUGGAGGGAAGUAAACAAUCUCAAGAGGGCCGUCGCUGGUAUCCACUUUGUCGCUACUCCACCAGCGGGUGGGGCGGCCCCGAGUUCUGCUGCCGGUGCCGAGAGCAAGACUGCCGUCGCCCCGCCAGCGAGCACUUUGACUUCAAAUGGCGUUGUGUAUACUACUACACCACCGCCAUGCACCACAUCUACAUCAAAGUCCGCGCAAUCGGUGCCCGUCCAAACGACCAGCCAGCCGGUGGCCGUUCCCUCCAAGUCCCAACCACCAAUGACAUAUACCUCCGUUCCCCCAGCUCAGACUUCCGUUCCCGCUGGGCCUCCCAAGACCCACACCGUCAAAGUCGGAGGCCCCAACCUCCUUAAGUACACGCCCGAGAAUGUCAUCGCCAACGUCGGAGACGUGGUUUACUUUGAUUUCCUCGAGAGGAAUCAUACCGUCACCCAAUCCACCUUCGACAACCCAUGCGUUCUCAACCCCAACGGCGUCAGGUCCGGUUUCAGGCCCAACCCGCAGAACAUUCCCGGGAAGGAGACCUUCAACGUUACCGUCUCCGAUGACAAGCCCAAGUGGUUCUAUUGCGCGCAGGGAACGCACUGCAAGGCCGGUAUGGUCUUCGCCAUCAACCCGGGCGCAAAGUUCGAAGAAUUCGUCAAUAAGGCAAAGAGCGGCGGCAACGCUACCACUACUGCUGGAGGCCCCGCUGUCACUGGCACCCCUAACCCUUCUGCCCCAGUUACACUUAUUCCCUCAGGCACUAUCACACCUCCCGUUAACUCGACCGCGCCUACGGGAACUCCCGUCUUCACAGGUGCUGGUUCAAGGGUCACCUUCUCCAUCACCACCUUUGUGGGAGUAUUCCUUACUGCAUGGUUGCUCGUAUAGUCGGUCAGAUAUUGUUGUUUUUGUUUUUGUUUUGCUUGCUUUUUUUUUGGUUUUACCCUUUCAUAGCGUCUAAAGAUCUGGAGAAAAAGAUUUUGUAGUUUUAAUUAUGUAUGAUCACAACCCCCUUUUUUUGAUACCUUGUUUUGUCUUUAUCCCCCUCUCGCCCUCCCUCCCCUCGCCCCAUAUUCUUCCCUUUUACCUCUCCCUUGAUCGGGAUGAGACAUCUCUUUUUUGCUUCACUUUUAUACAUAUUGCUCGUCAUGGAAAUUGAAUGGAUGGAAUUACUUAUUUA